AUACUAACUAACAAGCAACUAUUGUAUUAAUCUUCAUUUCUGUGAUUUUAAUUCCAACUUGCAACAUCGAAGCAAUGUGUUCUAAUAUAAACUUUAAUGUUAUAGCCGCGGUUAGUGACAAUAGGGGCAUUGGAGACUGCGGCGGAGUUCCCUGGCGUAUAAACGGGGAAGUAGCCUUCUUCAAAAUGACCACAAUACAAACUAGGGAUCCUAAGAAGAAGAAUGCAGUCAUCAUCGGCAGAGUUUCCUGGGAAUGCAUUCCUCCCAAAUACCGACCACUGGAACGGAGAUUAAAUGUCAUAUUGACAAGAAAUGUUGAUCAAUUUAAGCAAUCGGUGGCAGGUAUUCCCGAUAUAGAAGUUGCAGAGAGCUUUGAUAAAGCUCUUGCAAUAAUAGAGCAACAUCCCAACAUAGAGUCGACGUGGGUGAUUGGUGGAGGAGAAAUUUAUAAGCUCGCACUCGAACAUCCUAAUUGUAAUCGAAUUUAUAUAACAGAUAUUAAAAAAACCUUUCAAUGCGAUACGUUCUUCCCGGACAUAGACAUGUCUAAGUUCAAAUUGGCGGUAGUGACCACUAAGAAUGAACAGAACAGCAUCGAGUUUUAUCAUAACAUUUUUAAAAAAAUACCAAAUGCUGACGAUGCUCCAGAGAAUUAAGAAUUACGGUCUACUAAGAGAUGAAUCUGUUUAAAUGUUCAUAGCUUAUCAUAAUGCUUGUAUCCUAUAUGUGCUUAAAAUAUAAUUUCUUCCUUAUAUUUACUAUUAUACUUUACAUAUAUUGUAACUGAAAUGAUUUGGGAGUGAUUGCCACAAAGAGUUUCUUGCCACUUCUUAUUAAAGCUCAACCCUCAAAGGAGGUGGAUAUAAAAAGAAAAGUCAUUUCCUUGACCUGCCUGAAUAAGGUGAUUUAGAUUACAUUACCCUAAAGGAUUGAGCUUUUGAUUACUGUUAGUAAAAAUAUAAUAUUAAUUACAAGUUUAAGCAGAAUUGUCAAAUUGUAAGUAGAGGUAUUUGGUGAGCAUUUCUCGAUAUGUAGGAUUAUAUGGAUGUAUUAGGAUUAUUUUAUUGUUGUUUGCUGAGUUCUCGUAACAGGUUUCAUCGUGCUCGCUUAAAUGUCACUGCUUGUGGCGGCGCCAUGGGACGGGUCAUCCCCUUCCCUAAAAUAUGGUUGAGGGAGGCGAUGGCUGGCUCAUGCGUCAUGCUCGUGAACGGGCGCUGCUUGUCGUGGCGGGAUGAUCCUGUUGCCGGGGACUCGGUUUCAGAUUCUUAAAAGUUAUUGUGUAUAUAUAUAUGUAUGGAUAUAUACAUGUUUAUUUAUUUAUAAUCGCUUAUAAAAUGCUCACAGAAUACCUUUAUUGAUUUAUGGUGUAUGUGGAUGAUGCAGCUACUGUACUCAAUAACUUUUGUAUUAAUUUACAUUUAUUUUUUUGACUUACUCGUGUAAGAUAUUGACUAUUUGACGUUUGAGUGUGUUUGUUGCAUCAUUUUACAUAUUAUAUUGUAAUUGAAAUGAUCUGUAAAUCUUGAUAUAAAAGAGUGGCAAUGAGUUUCUUGCUACAUCUUCUCAUUAGCUCAAACCAUUACGAAGUAGCGGUAGAUUCAAUAAGAAAAAUAUUUUAUUUUUUUUGACAUUCAUAAGUGUCAUUUUCGUGACCUACUUGAAUAAACUGAUUUUGAUUUGAUUUGAUUUAUUAAAUAUUUAAGAAAGUAA
Leptidea sinapis is the source of this 1710-nucleotide messenger RNA. RefSeq names its product dihydrofolate reductase-like. The transcript has 4 exons. Gene Ontology annotation, molecular function: NADP binding; dihydrofolate reductase activity. Lineage: Eukaryota; Metazoa; Arthropoda; Insecta; Lepidoptera; Pieridae. Gene Ontology annotation, biological process: glycine biosynthetic process; folic acid metabolic process; tetrahydrofolate biosynthetic process. The record is from RefSeq and is a predicted model, not a curated record. Gene Ontology annotation, cellular component: mitochondrion. Bases 75 to 656 code for a protein of 193 amino acids.